Molecule: messenger RNA, 948 nt
Organism: Sugiyamaella lignohabitans
Lineage: Eukaryota; Fungi; Ascomycota; Dipodascomycetes; Dipodascales; Trichomonascaceae
Gene: KES1
Product: oxysterol-binding protein KES1
Exons: 1
Coding region: 1-948 (315 amino acids)
Biological process (GO): exocytosis; maintenance of cell polarity; endocytosis
Cellular component (GO): cytosol; intracellular membrane-bounded organelle; membrane
Molecular function (GO): oxysterol binding
Source: RefSeq, a predicted model, not a curated record
AUGGUCCUGGUGCUCAAGUGGUUUAUUGGCACUUUAAGAGGUCAGUACUGCUCGCGAAAUGAAAAACUCGGAUCUGAAAAGAAACCUUUGAACCCUUUCUUGGGUGAAUUGUUUGUUGGGAAGUGGGCUGGUGAUGCUGAGUCUGGUGAGACUGUUCUUGCUAGUGAACAGGUCAGUCACCAUCCUCCUAUCACCGGCUACAGUAUAUGGAACGACAAGCAUGGAGUGUAUUUGAAUGGUUACAACGGAAUGAAGGCCCGUAUCGCUACUACUACCAUUUCAGUCAAACAGAAUGGCCAUGCUACAUACUACUUAAAGGCGUUUGACGAGACGUAUAUCAUUUCUCUGCCGGCUCUUCAUAUCGAGGGAAUCCUGUUUGGAGCUCCCUAUGUUGAAUUAGAGGGCAAGUCGUUUAUCCACGGCUCGUCUGGUUACAGCGUGUCGAUCGAGUACACUGGAAAGGGAUACUUUUCAGGUAAGAAGAACUCGUUCAAGGCUAAAAUCUACAAGGGCUCGGAAGAUGCUGCUUUAUACAGAGUAUCUGGACAAUGGAGCGAAUCCAGCAAGAUCAAGGAUGAGAAGACCGGAGUCGAGACUCCAUUCUUGGACUCGCUCAAAAUCACUUCUGAGUCAUUGCAAGUCAAGCCCGAGGCCGAGCAGUCCGAGCUCGAGUCGAGACGUGCCUGGUCAAAGGUGGCUGCUGCUAUCAGAGAAGGCGACUAUGAACUGAUCCACCAGGAAAAGAGCAAGAUCGAGAACGAUCAACGUGAACUGCGAAAGACCGAGCAAGCCGAGGGCAAGACCUGGCCAUCCAAAUGGUUUGAAGAAGUGCCCGUCAGCAACGCUCCCGAGGUCUACCUCACCCUGUCAAAGGCCGCUGGUGUCGAGCCCGAGACCACCUGGACCUUUGUUAGAUCCAAGUUUGACGCCGCCGACGUCAAGCCCUAG